AUGUCGUCGAGCAUCGCGGCCAACACCGCCAACGGCCGAUCCGCCGAGCCCCUCGCCCAGGCCAUCCUCAACAACGGCGCUAACGACGAAUACGCCUACGUCAACGAUGUGCGUGUCGCUGGCUUCGAGCCUUUGAUCUCGCCCGGGCUGUUGCUUCACGAGAUCCCCGUCCCCAAAGAGUCCCAGGCCACCAUCGCUCGCGCAAGAGGUCAGUCGAGCGCCAUCAUCAACGGCCACGACGACCGCCUCCUCGUCGUUGUCGGUCCUUGCUCCAUCCACGAUGUCGACCAGGCCAAGGAGUACGCCAAGCUGCUCAAGGCUGGAAUCGACGAGAAAUGGUCGCAGGGACUCGUCGUCAUCAUGCGCGCCUACUUCGAAAAGCCACGCACCACGGUCGGCUGGAAAGGUCUCAUCAACGACCCCGACAUCAACGGCAGCUUCCAGAUCAACCGCGGUCUCAAAAUUGCACGUAAUUUGCUCGUCGACCUCACAGCACAGGGUGUGCCCGUCGCAUGCGAGGUGCUCGACACCAUCUCGCCCCAGUACACCUCGGACCUCUACUCGUGGGGUGCCAUCGGUGCGCGCACCACCGAGUCGCAGCUGCACCGCGAACUCGUCUCGGGUCUUUCGAUGCCCAUCGGUUUCAAGAACGGCACCGACGGCGGUCUCGGUGUCGCCGUCGACGCGAUUCGCGCCUCGUCGCAACCCCACGCUUUCAUGGGUGUCACCAGCCAGGGUCUCGCCGCCAUCGUCCGCACCGUCGGCAACGCCGACCUCCACAUCGUCCACCGCGGCGGCUCCAAGGGCACCAACUACGACGCCGAAUCCGUCCAGUCGUCCAAGGCACAGCUCACAAAGGCGCUACCCGACCGUCACCCGAGCAUCAUGAUCGACUGCUCGCACGGCAACUCCAACAAGGACUACCGCAACCAGCCCAAGGUGGUCGACUCGAUCGCCGAGCAGCUCGCCCAGGGUGAGACCGCGAUUACGGGUGUCAUGAUCGAAUCGCAUCUCAACGAGGGCAAGCAGGGCGAGCCCAAGAACGGCGCCAUCGACCAGCUCAAGUACGGCGUCUCGAUUACGGAUGGUUGCGUGGGCUGGGAGACGACGGUCGAGAUGCUCGACAAGCUCAACGCUGCCGUGCUCAAGAGGAGAGAGCUGCGCGGCAACAAGGCUUAG
Messenger RNA from Kalmanozyma brasiliensis GHG001, 1179 nucleotides. Its product is annotated as DAHP synthetase I/KDSA. Lineage: Eukaryota; Fungi; Basidiomycota; Ustilaginomycetes; Ustilaginales. Gene Ontology annotation, cellular component: cytoplasm. Gene Ontology annotation, biological process: aromatic amino acid biosynthetic process. Bases 1 to 1179 code for a protein of 392 amino acids. The record is from RefSeq and is a predicted model, not a curated record. Gene Ontology annotation, molecular function: 3-deoxy-7-phosphoheptulonate synthase activity. The transcript has a single exon.